AUGGGGCUUUUGGGCUGGGAUAACAAGCCCCUGACCCACGCUAUGUACCACAAGCAGGAAGUGUGUAUAAUGGGUCAGAUGGCGCAGAGACCCUUCACCUUGGAGCUCCCCGAACACCUGGAGGACCAGCUGGAAGACUACCUCAGACAGUAUCCAGCAGAAGAAGCGAUUCAGAAGCUUUGGGAGGAAGAGGAGGAGAGAGCAGGACAACCAUCAAUCAUGGAGGAUGAAGAUGAGGUCAUUGUAGAUGCCAUAACAGGCAGUCCGUAUCAGCCCCUGUCCCCAGAGGAGGCGGAGCUUCUGAGCGAUAGCCUCCGGUUGCAGUGGAAGGAGGCGGAUCCCAGCUUUGGGGUGGAGCUUCCUGUGGACGCGCACCGGGAGCGUGUGCUGUCGGCUAUGGAGGCAGAACGGGUGACCAUCAUUGUCGGGGAGACGGGGUGCGGGAAGACCACACGCAUACCGCGCUUCCUGCUUGAGAGCUGUGUUCAUGGGGGCGACGGGGCGCGGUGCAACAUCCUGGUCACCCAGCUGCGCAGGAUCAGCGCCGUGUCUGUGGCCCACAGGGUGGCUCACGAGCUCGGACCUGAUCUCCAACACUGUGUGGGGUACCAGGUGAGGCUGGACAGCCGUCCCCCAGAGCACAGCGGGGGAGCCAUGCUGUUCCUGACGGUGGGCGUGCUGCUGCGGAAGCUGCAGAGCAACGCAGCGCUGCAGGGGGUGAGCCACGUGCUGGUGGAAGAGGUGCACGAACGUGAUGUCAGCAACGACCUGCUGCUGGCCCUACUGCGCACCGCCCUGCAGCACAACCCCGACCCCGACACAGACCGCCUGUCCCGCUACUUCGGGGGCUGCCAGGUACUGCGCGUGCCUGGGAUCAUGUACCCCGUCCGCCAGCGAUACCUGGAGCAGGUCCUGCGGGAGAUGGGACGGCCUGCCCCCAUGACAAGCCUCGCCAGUGCUAGUAGCCAGGUGGAUGAUGAUGAUGCCACUCCUGACCUGGAUCUGGUGGCAGAUGUGAUAGAGCAUAUUCACAAGUGUGGAGAGCCAGGGGCAGUACUGUGUUUCUUGCCUGGCUGGCAGGACAUCCGCAUGGUCCAGAAGAUUCUGAAGAGGAAAGCUGCUUUCCAGGGCAAGGGCUGUCUAAUUCUGCCCUUCAAGAUUUUACUUUUGUCAGACCAGCAGACCGUGUUCCAGUGCCCCCCUGCAGGCCAGCGCAAGAUCGUCCUGGCAACCAACAUCGCAGAGACCUCAAUCACCAUCGACGACAUCGUUCACGUGGUGGACCUGGGCGUUCAGAAAGAGGAGCACUACGACCCGCGUACCAAGAUCUCCUGUCUCGACACCGUCUGGAUCUAGUGCUCCAAUGUCACCCAGUGCAAGGGCAGGGCUGGGCCUUGCCAGCCUGGCCACUCCUACCACCUGUUUCCAAAGGGACGUCUGGAGGCAAUGCCAGACUUCCCCAUCCCUGAGAUACAACGCACCCCCCUGGAGAGCUUAGUGAUGCAGGCCAAGGUUCACAGUCCAGACAGCCAGGCUGUGGACUUCCUGUCCCAAGUUAUUGACAGUCCAGACAAGGCGGCAGUAGAAGAGGCCAUCAUGAACCUGCGGGAGAUUGGGGUUCUGGAUGGUAGCGAGUCUCUGACCCCGCUGGGGGAGCGUAUCGCCUGCCUGUCCUGCGACCCCAGGCUGGGGAAGGUCCUGGUUCUGGGGGUGCUGUUCCGUUGCGUUCUGCCCCUGCUCUCCAUCAUGGCCUGCCUGACCCGGGACCCCUUUCUCAACAGCAUGCAGAACCGGGUGCUCAUCCGAGAGGUCAGCUCGCCGGCAGGCAGUACCUGGACGACCACUGCCUCUCUACCAGCAGCCUGCUCUUCAUACAGGGUGAGAGACACACAGACACUGCACUCACUACAGUCCCUUAUUUUUCUCCUCUUAAAAGUCUGUUGGAAGCCGUGUCAGUUACAUCACAUACACGGGCUGACCCAGCAGUUCAGUGAUAAUCUGCAUGAAGCCAGGCUUGUGCCCAAAGCGUUUCACUGCCUUCAGCUGAGUUCCUCCACAAACCACUUCAGCCAGGAGGACCAGCUGGUGAAGGCCGUGCUGCUGGCCGGUCUGUACCCCAACCUCAUCCAGGUGAAGAAGGGCAUGGUGACCAAGGGGGGAAAGUUUCGGCCCAACUGCCUGGCCUACCGCACCCGCACCGGACCCGUCCUCCUGCACCGCUCCACCGUCAACAGAGGAGAGGAGAAUCUUCCUAGUCGCUGGCUCACGUUUUUCACAGCUGUCAAGUCCAACGGACAAGUCUUUAUCAGGGACUCCACUGUGGUCAACCCGCUUUCCCUGCUGCUGCUCACCGACUGCAACAUCACAGAGAGGGUGUCCGGGGGGCGAGUGGAGGUUUCAUUAGGAGAGCAGUCUUUGGUGCGCUGUGAGAUGUCUGUUCAGAGCUGGAAGCUGCUGUGGGAGCUUUGCAUGUCCCUGCACGCCAUGCUACAGAGGCAGCUACUCGCCCAGGACCGCCAAGCCUCCACCCAGGACCGCGACACCAGCGCACAGGACCUCCAGCUCAUCGCACUGCUGGUGCAGCUGCUCAACAGCACCGAGCCGGGGACCGAAGUCUCGGAGCCAUGGGGGCCGCGCCCAGAGAGGAGUCCUCAGCCCCCGUUACUCGAUGCACCGAGUCUGACGCAUGCGCGUGCUGCGUGA
Molecule: messenger RNA, 2703 nt
Organism: Conger conger (European conger)
Lineage: Eukaryota; Metazoa; Chordata; Actinopteri; Anguilliformes; Congridae
Product: ATP-dependent RNA helicase DHX30-like
Exons: 14
Cellular component (GO): intracellular anatomical structure; nucleus; cytoplasm
Molecular function (GO): DNA helicase activity; G-quadruplex RNA binding
Source: RefSeq, a predicted model, not a curated record